This is a messenger RNA of Sitophilus oryzae (rice weevil), 1077 nucleotides long. RefSeq lists its product as uncharacterized. The record is from RefSeq and is a predicted model, not a curated record. The transcript has 6 exons. Lineage: Eukaryota; Metazoa; Arthropoda; Insecta; Coleoptera; Curculionidae. The coding region runs from base 95 to 1024 and encodes 309 amino acids.
GCAAUCAAAUAUUAUUAAAAAUUUGAAACGACAAAAUUUUAUCCCGUUUUUAAAAAUUCACAGUUCGAUUUCUUCUUAAAGUGUUAUAUUAACUAUGGCCGAUGAGGCACCUGCAGGAGACCCCGGUCCCCCAGUAGCAGAAUCCACAGGGAUAGACCCAAAUCGCUCUGCUGCAUCAACUACAGGAGCACGGCUGGCAACUACAGAUCCUCUAAACACGGAAUUUCUCUACUACAGUUCUGUGCUGAGGACUUUAGCACCCACAUUAUCCCAGGAAGGAGAUCGUCGAAACAUUUGCCCUUGGAUCAGAAAAUUAUAUAGACCUGAAUAUCAAAGCUCGAAAUUUAGAGAAAAAAGAAAUAGGUACUUAAGUUACCUUACAAAUUCCCUACUUCUCGAUGAAUCAGUGGAUAUUUUCCGAGAGUUCCCUCCAGACGGUGCCCUAGCCGAUUUGGAAACUUUCCAUCCCAAACCUGUACCAGCUGCCCAGUGGGAGAUUGAUAACAUGUGGCAGGACACACUCCAGCAUCUGCCUGAAGAGUUUCAGCUUCUUGAGUGUUUUAUCCACGAUUCUGCCGAAUUGUGUAAACAUGAUCAUGGAUAUGACAAGAUUCUAGAUCAAGAAUUUCAAUUUUUCCUGUACUUGGCCAAACCCUAUGCCUCUAUGAUUACUGGCGGCGCAGAAAGAACAAGAAUAGCUGCGUGGUUGCAAAUACUGUGUUCAAUAUGCGGAAAUGAAUGCUGUUCCCAUAUGAAAGCGAUUAGAAAUGAUUAUAUGAUGGCAAUGCUAGGGUACCUCAUAGAUUUGAGAGCAGUGGGCCCAUUCGCACAAUACCCCUCCUGGCAGAUGCUGAAACCACUGGCCGAAGUCGCCCUCGCCGCCGCUGACAACUGCCAGGUCACCGAUCCCACCGGUUGCUACGCCAAUGAUUUUCUGGCCGAACAGCCCGUGCCAGACGACGGGGCUUUCUGCUAUAUCGCCCUAAGUGGUGAUUUGGUAUCCAGAAAUAUUGCGCCCAAUUGAUUAUGUGUCUUAAUUUAAUUUGUAUAUUUCGGUGUAAUAAAAAUCAAAGUGUU